Messenger RNA from Hyaloperonospora brassicae, 2145 nucleotides. The record is from the annotation of a GenBank genome assembly. NCBI's taxonomy places the organism in Eukaryota, Oomycota, Peronosporomycetes, Peronosporales, Peronosporaceae.
AUGAGCGCCUUGUGCUGGGGAGACGCCGCACGCAUUCAAAAGCUCAAACAGACGCUGAGCACCGACAGUGGCGCUGCUACUUCUGCUGCUGUUGCUGGCUGUGACCUGCAGAAGAAGGAGAGCGACACGUGCUCGAGAGGCCGCACGAGCUGUUCCAGCAGCAGCAGCCACGACGAGAUGUGGGACGACGACGACGACGACGCGUCGACCAUCGGCUCGAACUGCAGCAGCCGCAGCGACGACGGCAGCUCCGCGUCGUCCGUCUCGACGCCUGUGACCAGUCCCCUGUCGGGCUACACGCCGCACGAGCUGCUGGAGCCGCUGCCACCUGCAUUGGGAGCGCUGUGGCCGGACAAGAAGCGCGCGCGCACGAACCCAUCGAAGCAGUUGUCGUCGCUGCCCACAACAGCUCCCACAGCGGCCGCACCAAAGCACUUGCAGACGCUGCCGUUGGCACCGCUCGGGCCGCGUCGCGUCGUGCCGAUCGUCGGGCCGCUGGAGCUUUUGCCGCCUUCAGAGUACGACGUGCGGAGCACGAACGGCCUCUUGAAGUGCGUCAAUGCCCUUGCGCCGCUGCCGACGGUCGACCAGCUCGCGGUCAAGCACCUGGUGCUUCACGAGCUCCAGCGCACAGUGGACCUCUGGCUGCGCCGCACGCUCGACGAGCUGCCGGCCGCUACGUGGACUCGGACGACGACGACGACGACCGCGACGCUGCUGGUGGGCGGCAGUUGGCACUUGAAAGUGGGCGUCGCGGACUCGGACUUGGACGUGGUGGCGCUCCUGCCGCACGUCGUGACGGCCGACGUGUUCUUCCGUUCGCUCUGCGCCCACCUCGCGCGGAACGCGGCCGUGUCGCGGCUCGUGGCCCGACGCCACGCGGCAGUGCCCGUGCUGUCGUUCGAGCUCAGCGCCGUGCGCGUGGACCUGCUCUUCGCCCGGUUCGCGCCCGCGCAGCCCGUGCCGACGCACCUCUCGUGCCUCACGGCCGACGACGCGCAGCUCACGCGCGGCAUGGACACGGCGUCCGUGCGGUCGCUGUCGGUCGCGCGCGUCGCGUCGCUCGUGCUCGAGCUCGUGCCGAACGCCAGCACGUUCCGCUCGUGCCUGCGCGUCGUGCGGCUCUGGGCCGCACGGCGCGGCCUCUACUCGAAUAAGGCGGGCUUUCUCGGCGGCAUCUCGUGGGCGCUGCUCGUGUGCUUUGUGUGCCAACUGUUCCCGCGCGCGAGCGUCGCAGCGCUCGUGCACCGCUUCUUUUCCGUGUUGGCGGCGUGGCAGUGGCCGACGCCCGUAAUGGUCGCGCGGCCGUCGCGGGGCGACCACGUCGUCGAGUGGGACCCGCGCCGCAACUUGCGCGACCGCGCGCACCUCAUGCCGAUCGUCACGCCGGGCUGCCCGGCGGUCAACACGGCUGUGAACGUCAACGUGUCGACAAUGCGCGUCCUGCGCGACGAGUUUGCGCGCGGCCGACGUAUCAUGGACGACCUGCGGCGCGCGGGGUCGAGUCACCCGCUGUCGUUCUCGCAGCUCUUUACGCGGACAGAAGUGCUCGUGCGGUACGACCACUACGUGGCGAUUGAGCUGCGCGCGCCGAGCGAAGAAGCGCUGGCGGAAUGGUCGAGUUUCGUGGCCAGUCGCACGCGCAAGUUGGUGGAGACGCUGCAGCACACGCCGUCGGUUGGGGCUCUGCAUCCGCUGCCGGAGAUGGUCCGCCCACAGCGUCUGGCGCCGGAAGAAGAAGAAGGGGGAGGCGAAGAAGGAGGAGGCGAAGCAGCAGCAGGUCAACCGGUCGUUGGCUACUACUUUAUCGGAUACACUGUGAACGCGCCGCCGAUGCCGGGGGUGCGACUGGACCACCGCAGCUGCGGCGAGCGACAGCCGAUGGUGCUACUUCCCGCUGGGUGUCGCAACGAAGAGUUUGCUCGCAGUUGCGUUGCCCCGGCGAUGCGGUACUUCCUCGCCACGGAGCUCACGAUUGCUGCCGAGAAGAAGUGCGGCAUGGAGGUCGCGAUCGCUUACGCGUCGUGGACCGACCUGCCCGAUGCCAUUUUCCCAGGCGGUCGACCCGCUGCCAUUGGCGAUCGGGCCCGGUAUAUCCUCAGCCAAGCGCACCAGACGAAUCUCGAUCUGGGCUUUGCUCGUUGA